GUUUAGCUCUAGCUAGCUUUAUGAUUUUUAAUAGUUUUUUCGUGAUAUCCGGAGGUCUGUAUGAUCUGUUUCAUAGAAAGUAGAACACAUUUCUACAUCAGGAAAUAUAAACUUUAGAAAAUUCAGAGUUUCCCACAGUAAGAGAAACAAAGUUCUCCAAUUCAGCAGAGCUAAAUUGAGCUACAGACUGUGAAUGAGUAUGUGGAUUAAACAUGUGAUUCAUACAUCUCCAGCAAUAAAGUCAGAGCUUUAAGUUCAUCCUUGUUUCCUCAGACUGUUUGAAUUCAUUGUGUCAGAGAAACUUUAGACUAUUCAGCAGAGCUCAUGUGGAGCUGAGAUCUGCAUCAACAAGAAUGUUACAUGUAUGAAGUUAACAUGUUAAACUACGACAGUCACAGAAAUCAUGUGUGAACAUCAUGUGAUCCUGAAGUGUCUGCAUGACCAUAAAAGAGCUUUUAAUAUAGUUUCAUACCGAGGUCGGAGUUUGCAGAGAGCUGACUGCAUCUGACUGCAUUCCUAAUGUUCUGCAGACUGAUUGAAGUCCACAAGAAGAUGAUGAUGGAGGAAGAGGAGGACAGAGCAGAGUCUGCAGGAGCCAGCUGUCCGUCUGUGAGGAGUGACCGGUCCAAAGAUCAACAGCCAGCCUUCAGUGGUGAACCUGGACCAACGAGAUUGAUGGAAUGUGAUUUGUCAGAGAUCAGCUGUGAUUCCCUGGCAGCAGCUCUGAAGUCCAACCCCUCCCAUCUGAGAGAGCUGGACCUGAGCGUGAACAAGCUGGAGGAUUCAGGAGUGAAGCAGCUGUGUGGUUUUCUGGAGAGUCCAGAAUGUGGACUUAAAACUCUGAGCUUGUGGAGCUGUGGUUUGUCAGAGAUCAGCUGUGAUUAUCUGGCAGCAGCGCUCAAGUCCAACCCCUCCCAUCUGAGAGAGCUGGAUCUGAGCUACAACAACCUGCAGGAUUCAGGAGUGAAGCAUCUGUGUGGUUUUCUGGAGAGUCCAGGAUGUGGACUUGAAACUCUGAGAUUGAAGGACUGUGGUUUCUCAGAGACGAGUUGUAAUUAUCUGGCUGCAGCGCUGAAGUCCAACCCCUCCCAUCUAAGAGAGCUGGACCUGAGUGACAACGACAAGCUGGAGGAUUCAGGAGUGAAGCAGCUGUGUGGUUUUCUGGAGAGUCCAGCAUGUGGACUUGAAACUCUGAAGUCAGUCACCGUGUUUUAG
Messenger RNA from Oreochromis niloticus (Nile tilapia), 1215 nucleotides. RefSeq names its product ribonuclease inhibitor-like. The record is from RefSeq and is a predicted model, not a curated record. Lineage: Eukaryota; Metazoa; Chordata; Actinopteri; Cichliformes; Cichlidae. Gene Ontology annotation, molecular function: protein binding. The coding region runs from base 520 to 1215 and encodes 231 amino acids. The transcript is spliced from 5 exons.